AUGCCCCAAGUCGCUGGCAAAGAAGUAGGCCCUAUUGGCUUUGGCCUCAUGGGAUUGACCUGGCGAACCAACCCAUGCUCCCAGGAGCAAGCCUUUGAGACAAUGCGCACAGCACUCAAGAAUGGAUGUAACCUUUGGAACGGCGGCGAGUUCUAUGGGGCGCCCGACUAUAACAGUUUAGUCCUCCUAGAAAGAUACUUCGAAAAGUACCCUGAAGAUGCCGACAAGGUAGUCAUCUGUAUUAAGGGUGGUGUGAGUCCUACAACUCACCAGACAGAUGGCUCACCCGAGAAUACGCGCCGCUCUAUCAACGACAGCAUAGCCCAGCUCAAGGGACGCAAGAAGAUGGAACUAUUCGAGUUUGGUCGCCGAGAUCAGAAGGUACCGAUGGAAGUCACUUUUGAUGUUGUAAAUAAGGAGUUCGUCCAGACAGGCAAGAUCGGAGGCAUCUCUCUGUCAGAAGUGCCGAGCCGAGACGAUCACGAAGCCGUCAAGCACGUUAAAGUCCACUCCGUAGAAGUGGAACUCUCGCUGUUCUCAACCGACAUACUGGAGAAUGGUGUAGCAGCCGCUUGUGCCCAGCACGGGAUCCCGAUAAUCGCAUACUCGCCGAUCGGUAGGGGCAUGUUGACGGGUCAGAUCAAUAAAAUUGAAGACAUCCCGGAAGAUUCAAUGCUGCGCCUCUUCCCUCGGUUCCAGCCAGGGAACUUUGAGAUCAACCUGGAGCUGGUCCGCCAGGUCGAGGAGCUGGCCAAGAAGAAAGGAUGCACACCAGCCCAGCUCGCCAUAAACUGGACCUUGGCGAUAUCGAAGCGCCCCGGGAUGCCGACUAUUAUCCCGAUUCCCGGUGCUACGACGGCGGCGCGGGUGGAGGAAAAUAGCAAGCUUGUAGACAUCACAGAUGAAGAGAUGGCCGAGAUCGACGCUACCUUGUCCAAGUUCAAGACAGCUGGUGAACGUUACCCCGAUGCCAUUCCUACGAACACUUAA
Molecule: messenger RNA, 990 nt
Organism: Daldinia childiae
Lineage: Eukaryota; Fungi; Ascomycota; Sordariomycetes; Xylariales; Hypoxylaceae
Product: Pyridoxal reductase
Exons: 3
Coding region: 1-990 (329 amino acids)
Cellular component (GO): cytoplasm
Source: RefSeq, a predicted model, not a curated record